AUGCCUGCCAUAUGGUCCAACCUAUCCAGAUCUUCCUCCCGCACAGAUGUCCCUUCUGCAGCCUCAGCCUCAGCCUCAGCCUCAGCGAUUCCACCGCCAACUCCGAGGACUUGCACCGAUCACCCCAACGGCCCUUCAAAGAUUGAAAUCGAGCCUCAAGUGACCAACGUCGUUCUACAAGGUCUCCCCGGCGACUCGACUCCGUACACUCUCCGCGGACUUGUUAAAAUCCACUUGAGUCACUCCACCGAGUUCAAGGAUAUCGUUAUCCAAGUGUCUGGCAAGUGUAGAACCAACGUUCAGGAGUCUUUCAGAUCGCACACCACCUCCGACACGCACGUACUCAUCGACCACAAGCACUCUGUACUCACCAAGUCUGGCAAGCAUCACCAGACGCUGGCUGCUGGCAGGCACACCUUCUCCUUCCAGCUCGAUCUUCCUUCUGAACUCCCUGCCUCCCUUCAGCUCAUCAAUGGCUCCGCUGAAAUCAAAUACAAGCUCAAAGCCCACGCCUACAGGCCCCACACUUUCCAGAAAGACCUCCACUCUUCGCAACCCAUCAAUAUCAUCCACGGUCUCCCCUCGGAAGCCCUCGAGUUCUCUCAAACUCUCGACAUUGAGAACAUUUGGCCACAGAAAAUUUUGUACGCCAUCACCCUUCCACACAAGGCCUUCGCCGCUGGUGACUCUAUACCCAUAUCCAUCAAGCUCACCCCCAUUCUAAAGGGUGUCAAGGUUACGCAGCUCACCACGAUCAUCAAGGAAUAUGCUCAGUCGAACGGCAAGCAUUGUAAGCAGGAUUCAUCUAGGAUCGUGUCUACCUAUAGGCACCACUUCUCCUCCGAUGGCGAGCCUAUUCCCGUUGAAGUCGCCGCUUUCCGUAGAGCUGACUCUACCGCCGCUUCCACUCCCCCCAAUAGGUCUCUUCCUUCUAGUCCGUCAUCACGCCCUGUUUCAAACUCCAAUCUCGAGCCUGUCCGCUCUCUUGAUCUGUCCAAUCCUCCAACUCCCGCCGCCGACCCGUCCAGAUCUUCGAGAAGAGCUAUGGUGGGGUGGGCCGAUAACGAUCCCCGUUUCGCCGAGGGCCCUGAGGAUCUCACUGAGCUCAAUGACGGCGAGGUUGACACGGUUAUCAAUGUCCACCUCCCGACUACAGCAGUCCCCUCCCACCAGUACUGGCCCGUAUACAUAAACCACAAGAUAAAAUGGUCCUGCAUGAUCCAGAAUCGUGACGGACACCAAUCGGAGUUACGCUGUGCGUUGCCGAUCCACAUUCUAUCACGGGAGCUGUUACAGGAAACGGUGGUAAGUACCGCAAAUGCGCGCCGCGCUCUUUUCGGUGAAUCAGCUGGAGCGCCAGACCCCCAAACGGCAGAUGAAGCUGCAACAGCGGCAGCGACAGCGGAUCUGCCCUCAUACUCAAAUCACAUCUAUGACCGCGUCCCGAAUGCCAAUGUCGUCACUAGCGGUACUGUCCCUUCUGGAUACGGCAACCAUACUUACUCCCCGCUCGGAUCCCCCGGUGCGCACAUGUCACCCGUUGCUUCAAGACCCGCGACGCCCGGUGCGUCCUCGUUCGCCGUGCGCAGCACUGGCGGCAGCACUGGCAGCGGUGCGGCUACUCCCCCAGACCAACUUUCUCCCUCAGCUGCAGGACAGACGUUGCCGACCCGCCCGCAGAUGAGCUGGGCUGAUAGCGAGUUUUACCUCAGUCUAGGCGAGAUUGAACGUGCUCAGAGACGCAACCAACCAGGCGCGGGUGGGAGUGGGAAUGGGUCGCCUAAGCAUGCAAACCACAAUUCAAACUCACAGUCAAACGCACACGCACUCUCUUACUCACAACUCCCCUCGCAAGCUCGCUCGCCGGGCAGCUCGCGCAACGUUUCUCGCAGCCAAUCGCACGCGUCCAGCCGUGCAGGCUCGCCGGAACCCGGGGAGCGCGAGAGUGGGAGUGGGAUUGGGCGCAGAGGAAGUGAACAGCAACAGGAGCAAGAAGGGGACACUGCAAAUGCGAUCAGUUUGAAUGAUGAUGACGACGUGCUGCCAGCGCCGUCGGAGGGGCGCGACACCUCUUCACACUCACAUAAACCAUCCAGACCGUCUUUCGGCUCGUCGCAUUCGCUCAAUAACCUCUUCGGAGGCCCACAUUCUGGCAGCAAACUUAAUUUGCAUCUCCCUAAGGCUCUCAGACCGCUGACUAGCUUUAAGAGCCAUUCACACUCAUACUCUCAUUCGCCUUCUCAGAAUAACUCGGCCGGCAGCUCCAAGCUACACUCGCCCACGGCGUCGCAUUUCGCGGAGCAGGGCGGUCAGGUUGCAGAGCAGGAGGAGGGCAAAAAGGGCGAGAGAGGAGAGGAGGGAGAGGGAGACGACGUCAGCGCCCUCAAUCGCGUCCCAUCAUACGAUGUCGCCAGCCGCGGUUUCUUAGGCGGCGGAGUUGUCCCGUUACCUGAGGGACUACCGACUUACGACGAGAGCCAGACGAACGACGUUCAGAGAUCGUCCACGCUCGACGCAGACAGCAUGAAGAAACUGCGCGAGGCUAUGAACAGACAAAACCAAGGCGUUGUCUCAGGCAGCACACAGAAUCAGUCCCUUAAUGAGAGCCUCAGCCAUAUGAAUCUCGGUCAGCAGGGCGGUGCGCAGACUUCACAGACUUCACACAUCCCGUCGAGAUCACCUAGCAGAGCAUCGCGCUCCUCCGAUCACUCCCACUCUCGUCGUCCUCAUGUCAAAUUCACCCUUGAGCACGAUAGUGAGGAUGAGGAGGGUGCGUGA
This is a messenger RNA of Wallemia ichthyophaga EXF-994, 2778 nucleotides long. RefSeq names its product Arrestin domain-containing protein C31A2.12. Lineage: Eukaryota; Fungi; Basidiomycota; Wallemiomycetes; Wallemiales; Wallemiaceae. Gene Ontology annotation, cellular component: cytoplasm; cytosol; plasma membrane. Gene Ontology annotation, biological process: ubiquitin-dependent endocytosis. The transcript is spliced from 3 exons. The coding region runs from base 1 to 2778 and encodes 925 amino acids. The record is from RefSeq and is a predicted model, not a curated record. Gene Ontology annotation, molecular function: protein-macromolecule adaptor activity; ubiquitin protein ligase binding.